Eruca vesicaria subsp. sativa (arugula) is the source of this 297-nucleotide messenger RNA. Lineage: Eukaryota; Viridiplantae; Streptophyta; Magnoliopsida; Brassicales; Brassicaceae. The record is from the annotation of a GenBank genome assembly.
AUGGGGAUACUCUCGUGGUUCACCGGAAGCUCUAAGCCUUCACAACCAGAGACGACGAAGACGGAGAUAACUCAGACGACGUCGAAAUUGGAAACUCCGGCUCCGGGGAUGAACGGAGCCAUAGAAGUCCCUCGUCCCGAUCGCGCGACGGUUUUCGAGUUCGGCUCCGUGGCAGCCACCGGAGACAGAGUCACUCUCGCAGGUUACUGCCCCGUCUCCGAUGAUCUCGAACCUUGCCGCUGGGAGAUUCUUCCCGCCGACGGGAAAGACGCGCCGCAGUUUCGCGUCGUCUUCUGA